Messenger RNA from Rattus norvegicus (Norway rat), 2518 nucleotides. It is a transcript of the gene C14h5orf52, whose product is annotated as similar to human chromosome 5 open reading frame 52. NCBI's taxonomy places the organism in Eukaryota, Metazoa, Chordata, Mammalia, Rodentia, Muridae. The transcript is spliced from 3 exons. The record is from RefSeq and is marked provisional. The coding region runs from base 12 to 515 and encodes 167 amino acids.
GUCCUUCCAUCAUGGUAUUCCGCUUUGCUAGCUUUUCUGAUUCUAGUCCGCCAGAGCCCUCCACACAGCCCAAAAGGCCUUCCGUCAAAUGGGACUUGGGCUCGGAUUACGAGGACGUUUCGAAUGAGACCACCGCUUCUGGCUCGGACUUCCGGCGCCAGAGAACAGCCAGCCAGCCGGAUAUUGGCCUCCACGUCCAACCACAGAUCUACUUCCUGCGGCCGCGGUCCCCAAUCCCCAAGUUGUUAUUCAGCUUAAUUAAUACCAGUGAUGCAAAUGUGAAGAAAAUGUUACCCAAGAGCCAUUUGUCUCGGGUGAUUAUUCGGGACAACCUCAACGCACAGCGCAUCUAUGAGAUGGAGAUGAAAGCCUCUGACAAGACCAAGAGGAAGAUGAGCUACUUGUACGACCACCUGAAAAAGAAGUUCAUGACAGACCAGCUGAGAAAGAUGAUGCGCUGGAGGCGGGAUUCCAUGAGCACCCAGCAGUACUUGGAUAGGAAACGGGUCUGUUGAGGCUCGACUGAGGUGGCGAGCCAACAACUGUGAACCGUGGCAGAAUGAUCUGCCCCAGGGACACAAAACCGCCCUGGUGAGAGCGGAGCAGCCCCAGAGCAUGUGAUCUCCACAACAGUAGAGCAAUAAAAGAAAAGCUGCGGAUAGGAUAGGAGCGCAAAACGCACCAGUUCUAACCUGCUUUGCUCCACGCCAACCCCUCUAUCCCUGUGAAAUCCCUACAGCUACCCAUGCUCGGUGGAAGAGGCAGAGGCAAGCCAGUCUCCUUGGUUUGUGCAAACAUGGAAACUUAAGCCGUCUGUUUUUUCCUUCUCUUGUUCCUGUGUGUCUCUCUGUCUCCCUACAUUGUCUACCCCUCCUACCAUGUCCGAUCUCCUUUCCUUCCCUCCUCAUUUCGGUCUGCACCCAGUUGUACACACACCCCCGAGGUGACGCAUCUGCGGGUUCCGCCGAGGCUGUGGACAUCUUCAAUGGAAAGGAUGAGUAAUAAACUGUGCAUUAUCCGAGUCGUAAGGAGGUCAGGGUGAAGCACAAGGCAAUGCUAUUCAGCAGCCUACCAGCUCUAGGAUCUUGAAACCUCUCUGGGUUCCUGUUCCUUAUCUGAAAGACUCAGACAGUAGAAAGGUAACCAGCCUCUGAGGGCGCUGGCAGGCAGCGCGCGCCACGCCCAGCAUUCAUUCAUUCCAACUGCAGCCAUGAUGGCGCUACCCAUUGGCUACCAGCCCUCCCGGUGCUUCUGCAAAGCAAAUUUGGAGCUCCAGUCUGUCCCUCCCUGUAGCUGGCUUAACUUAUGGUUUGCUUUUCUCCUUGACCUUGGAUUCUCCUGGAGGCUUCACUCUGUUGCAGUGUCUUGGUCUCAAGCCCUGAUUAAAUUGCAUGCCUUAAGGGCAGGAAGCAAGGCCCCUCUCAGAUCUGAUACAAGUCUCUUUGGAUGCUUCUCCAGGCCUGAUGUUAGGCCAGUCUUGUACUCCAGUAUCCACAGCUACAUCGGUUCGAUUGACUUUGACUUGUCGGUAUGUGUUUUCCUAAUCAGGCUGUGAUGUUGGCAGCAUCUCUAACCAUAAUUUCUGGGAAAUGGAGCAGGUACUCGUUUUUUAAAUUUUUAUUUUAUCCUAGAGAAUGCCACACAGUGUCUGUUGAUCACACCCGCCCCACUGUCUCCCAUGUGCUCUUUUUUAAGGAAAGACAUCUUGAGUGGAUGUCCUGGUCUUCCGGCUUUGGCUCCUCCUCCUCCUAUGAUGGUCUUCCGGCUUUGGCUCCUCCCACUUGAUGUCCCUGGAGCCUUGAGGAUGGGAGGAGUUGUGUGUAAUUGUAUCUCUCUGGGUCAGCUACCUCAUGGUCAAUUGACCUCUGCAUUUUUGACCAGUUGUGGCUUUUUAUGUGUUUUGAUAGCUGCCUAUCUGUGUUCCAUGUGCGUGCCUAGUGUCUGCAGAGGCCAGAGGCAGCAUUGGGUUCUCUGACACUAGACUUAACAAAGGCUUCAGAGCACCAUAUGGGUGUCAGGAAUCAAACUCAGCCCCUCGGCAAGAAUAGCUAGUGCUCUUACAGCCAAGCUACUUCAGCCCCGAUGAUGACGACGAUGAUGAUGAUGAUGACGACGGUGGUGGUGGUGGUGGUAGUGGUUUUUGAGACAGGGUCUUAGUAGACUUAUCUGGCCUUGAGCUUGCUAUGUAGCUGAGGAUGGCCUUGAACCCCUGAUCCUCCUGCCUCUGUCUCCUGGGUACUGGGACUAUAGGUGUAUGCUAGCACGCUCAGUCUUUCCUUACCAGUCCCUCCCUGCUGCAUGAGAGGAAGCAUGUUAUAUAUGUAUCACUUAUUCUGCCUUAGAGGAUAAUAUCCAAUUACAUUUACCUUCCUGCAAAUAUCAUAAUACCGCUUUCCCUUUCUGAAUAAAAUUUCAUUUUAUAUGUAUAUUUUAAAAAGCCAUCUGUUGAUGAGCAUCUAGCCUGGUUCUGUUUCUCAGCAAUGGAAUACCUUAUCAAUAAACAUUCAUGUGUAAAUAU